AUGCAACUUACCUCCAUCCUCCCUGUCUUGCUCUCUACUCUGAGCCUGGCCACCGCCGCUACCCAAGGUGCCGUUCCCGUCUUCAGAUCCAACAAUCUCGACAUCGGCAGCUCUCCCGGUGGCGUCGCUUGGCGAUUCAAUGUCACUGCCCUUCGAACCUCCUACAACGCCACCCCGUGCGCCAAUCCAAAUAUCGUCGCGCAGCUCACCCCAUUGGGAAACCCCAAUUUCAACCUCACGGUGCAGCAACACUGGGUCAAAUAUGUGGAUUCUGCCCGCCAGGACUUUUGGCAAGAAGGCACAGCCAAGGUCAACGAGUCUAGUACAAGCUUCAAUAUCGUCCCUGACACCUUCUACGGAGUGGCGUAA
Molecule: messenger RNA, 369 nt
Organism: Penicillium cosmopolitanum
Lineage: Eukaryota; Fungi; Ascomycota; Eurotiomycetes; Eurotiales; Aspergillaceae
Exons: 2
Coding region: 1-369 (122 amino acids)
Source: RefSeq, a predicted model, not a curated record